Rattus rattus (black rat) is the source of this 1722-nucleotide messenger RNA. RefSeq names its product core histone macro-H2A.1. Gene Ontology annotation, molecular function: DNA binding; protein heterodimerization activity; structural constituent of chromatin. The coding region runs from base 1 to 1242 and encodes 413 amino acids. Gene Ontology annotation, cellular component: nucleosome. The transcript is spliced from 8 exons. The record is from RefSeq and is a predicted model, not a curated record. Lineage: Eukaryota; Metazoa; Chordata; Mammalia; Rodentia; Muridae.
AUGUGUGCUUCGUCCUUCUCAACUUGUAAAAUGCCAGGCCCUCUGCCCACUGCCGUGCAGAGGCACACGGGCGUGGGGCGUGCUUCCUGUAAAAGGUGUGUGUUUGAGGUGCUCAGUCUUGGAUGUCCCCUGGUGACAGUGUUACUAUGGUUUCUGUCCAUCUGGAAACACAUGAGCGUAAACAAGAUACAGGGCUCGCUCAGUGAGCUGGAGUCUCUCCAUGCCCCUCCUCACCGCUGUAAUGGAUACAGCUCCUGCUCCCUGCAGAGUCCGGGGCCCCCUCUGUGCCCUGCAGCUGAGAUCCUGGAGCUGGCCGGCAAUGCAGCGAGAGACAACAAGAAGGGGCGGGUCACGCCGCGGCACAUCCUGUUAGCAGUGGCCAAUGAUGAGGAGCUAAACCAGCUGCUAAAAGGAGUCACCAUAGCCAGUGGGGGCGUGUUGCCGAACAUCCAUCCUGAGUUGCUAGCGAAGAAGCGAGGAUCCAAGGGAAAAUUGGAAGCCAUCAUCACGCCUCCACCAGCCAAAAAGGCCAAGUCUCCAUCCCAGAAGAAGCCAGUGGCUAAGAAAACAGGAGGCAAGAAAGGGGCCCGGAAGUCUAAGAAGAAGCAGGGAGAAGUCAGCAAGGCAGCCAGCGCAGACAGCACAACGGAGGGCGCGCCUACAGACGGCUUUACUGUCCUCUCUACCAAGAGCCUCUUCCUCGGCCAGAAGCUGAACCUUAUUCACAGUGAAAUCAGUAAUUUAGCCGGCUUUGAGGUGGAGGCCAUAAUCAAUCCUACCAAUGCUGACAUUGACCUUAAAGAUGACCUAGGAAGCACGCUGGAGAAGAAAGGUGGCAAGGAGUUUGUAGAAGCCGUUCUGGAACUUCGGAAAAAGAACGGGCCCUUGGAAGUAGCUGGAGCUGCUGUUAGUGCAGGCCACGGCCUGCCUGCCAAGUUUGUGAUCCACUGUAACAGUCCUGUCUGGGGUGCAGACAAAUGUGAAGAACUUCUAGAAAAGACGGUGAAAAACUGCCUGGCUCUAGCUGAUGACAGAAAGCUGAAGUCCAUCGCCUUCCCGUCUAUCGGCAGUGGCAGGAACGGGUUCCCGAAGCAGACAGCGGCCCAACUCAUUCUGAAGGCCAUCUCCAGCUACUUUGUGUCCACUAUGUCGUCCUCCAUCAAAACUGUGUACUUUGUGCUUUUUGACAGUGAGAGCAUAGGCAUCUACGUGCAGGAAAUGGCCAAACUGGAUGCCAACUAGGCCAGCGUUCCCUAGAGCCAGCACAUGUCGUGGCCCCCACCUCCAACUGGAAAGAAAGAAAAAAAAAAGAAAAAAAAUCCCCUCAGCUCUUAUGGGGAGGUGGGGGCUCCUUUCCUUUUCAGUUCUGCUCAUCUAGGGGAAAUAAGGUUUCGGUUUCCGGUUUGAUUGUUUUUGGCCUUCUACAAUGUUUUCUGUUAGCACUGAUAGCUGGCAUUGUCCUUGCUAAGCACUGCGUUCCAGACCGUGUCUGACUUAGUUAACCUAGGAGAUUUUAUAGUUUUACUUUAAUGAAGUCCUGAUUAACACAGAGCAGUGGAGAGACCGCGCCCCUGUGUCAGCAGCAGCAGCAGCAGCAGGAAGCCCCGUUUGUAACGCGUGUUGUGGUGCUUUACUGUACACCCAGUGGCGUUCUUUUUACUAUAACGGUUUUUCCCCCUCAGAAGAGAAAAAAAAAAAUCAUAAAAUUUGCAACAGACCUAA